Molecule: messenger RNA, 1027 nt
Organism: Aphis gossypii (cotton aphid)
Lineage: Eukaryota; Metazoa; Arthropoda; Insecta; Hemiptera; Aphididae
Exons: 3
Coding region: 110-1027 (305 amino acids)
Source: RefSeq, a predicted model, not a curated record
UGUCGAGUUCACGAUGACAUUCACAGUGUAAUCGUAGUGACGUAAUGACGUGUAGAGUAUAAGCUUAUUUAAAAUUAAGUGUACCAUAAUACCUUAUUUGUUUUUCAAAAUGUCCAAAAGACGAUGCGUUUUUACUCCACAAUUAAAAUUAGAAUUUCCUGUUUUACAAGAUGCUGACGAAGUAGGAAAAAUAUUUUGUACCAUAUGUAAGUCAGUGUUUUCUAUAGAACAUGGUGGACGUUCAGACAUCACACAACAUGUUACAAAAGUAAAAAAACAUUUACUGGCAUUAUCAGCUGCAUCAAAACACGAAAAGGUAACUUCACAAGAAGGGAUAUUCGCAUUUCAUACCGUGGUACACAAUCACUCAUUUCGAUCAAUGGACUGCACAUCAUCUCUUUUAAAACAAAUCUAUAAUAAAAAAUUUACUUGUGCGAGAACUAAGGCUGAAUCGAUUGUUUUAAAUGUGUUAGCUCCUUUCUCCAUGCAACAAAUUUGUAAGGAAAUAGAAAAUAUAAAUUUUGCUACAAUUAUGAUAGAUACUUCUAACCAUAAGAACCUAAAAAUCGUACCAAUUUUAAUACGUUAUUUCGAUGAAGAUAAUUUAUUUGAUGAAUUCAGUCGUGUAGAACAAAUUUUUAAAUCACGAAUUCAUGAAUGGCAAAAAAAUUCAGCUAAAGUAGAAGUUAAGUGGUGUGAAAUAUUUGAAUACACUAAAGCUCAUAACAUUGAUACAACUAACAUAUCAAAAAUUGUAGAAUAUUCUUUGGAAAUUCCUGGUACAAAUGCUGCAGUAGAACGGAUUUUUUCAACCAUUAACGUGUUGUGGACAGAUGAAAAAAAUCGAUUUUUGGUUGAAACUAUCAAAUCAAUUAUAAUUGUAAAAACACAUUUUAAAAACUUAUCUUGUAAUGAGUUUUAUAAUAUUCUAUUAAAAGAAACUAGGCUACUCGAUGAAAUCGGUUCAGCACAAAAGUAUACAAAAACAUUAAAAGAAGAAAUUUACGUGCCAUCGUCAUCAAAAUAA